CUCCCCCAACACCUCCCCUUGCCUGGCUCAGCAAGAGCCCCUCAGUGCGCGCUGGGCUUUUCUUGUGACCAGGGUAAAUAUUACACCUUGGAUCGUUAAUGUUUAAUGCCCCCCACCUCGGCCCAGACCACACCAAGGCAGACACUUGUCCCCCGAAGUAGAGGUGGCAGGAAGCGGACGGUGGAGACUUGUGGCUGGGGAAAUGGCAGGGUUGUCAACGACAGAUGACGGUGGAAGCGCCCAGGGGCCUGUGGACCCUUUCCACUAUGACUAUGAGACCAUCCGCAAAGGGGGACUGAUCUUCGCUGGUCUGGCCUUCAUCGUGGGGCUCCUCAUCCUCCUAAGCAAGAGGUUCCGCUGUGGGGGUAGCAAGAAGCCCCGGCAGGUCAGUGAAGAUGAGCUGUGGCACCAGGGCUGACUGUGCCCACCAGUGCAAGGGGCCCAAGGAUGUCUGGUCUCUUGGCCUGUACCAUUUCGUCUCUGUCACGGCCAGCUCUAGGGCUGAAGGACGCGUCGGGCUUGCUGUGACUCCCUGGGCGGGCACUCCUCCCGCCUCUGCUCCCUGGCCCUCUCCCUCCCCUCCCCAUCCGCCGCCUUCUGUAAUAGCCCACCCUCUUCUCCAAGUUGGAAUACAAGUAUAGUCUGGUUU
Messenger RNA from Jaculus jaculus (lesser Egyptian jerboa), 649 nucleotides. It is a transcript of the gene Fxyd2, whose product is annotated as FXYD domain containing ion transport regulator 2. The coding region runs from base 203 to 418 and encodes 71 amino acids. The transcript is spliced from 6 exons. The record is from RefSeq and is a predicted model, not a curated record. Gene Ontology annotation, molecular function: sodium channel regulator activity. Lineage: Eukaryota; Metazoa; Chordata; Mammalia; Rodentia; Dipodidae. Gene Ontology annotation, cellular component: membrane. Gene Ontology annotation, biological process: regulation of sodium ion transmembrane transporter activity; monoatomic ion transport.